AUGAACAAGUCCCCCGAUUCGAACGACACGCGAUCACCGGCGCGAAAAAAAUCAAAGUCAUUGGCUCAAUCACGCAAAACAUAUUUCUUUAAGCCACAGAACACUCUAGCAUUCAGUCCAAACGCAUCUUCCUCGAUAGACGCCACCUUCCGAGCACCUGCCAAACAACCCAAUGCAGAUGAAUUGGGAAAUCAGAAGCCCGAAGCUCCUGCUCAUACAGUUUUAGUACUGGAUCUGAGACUACCGAGUCUGCAAGAACAUGGUAUGAGACCUGAGAUUGCUAACCGUACUCUACUUGCAAGAAACAAUGACAAACCGAAUGAGCAACAGAGUUCAGAUGAUAGUUUCGAUGGCGUGCGCUGGCGUUCCGACCAAAAACUCUCCAAAUUCUCUCGCCCUAUCCUAUCUUCUCCCUUGAAGAGAUCCGAAAUUAGAGAUACUUCUGAAAAACCCGUAGAAUCCAUCACAAACGAAAUAACAGAUUCAAUGCUCACAAAAUAUGGUGUUGGAUUGGAGAACAGUUUAUCGCAGACUCCUCAUUUUCUGAGAGCCUACUCUGAUAUGCCCGCUCUAAGCUCGGAUGCAUCACCCUCGUUAAGCCGAUCGAAAUCAUUUGAUCCAAACUCCCUCACCGCUCGAAAUGACCAAUUACAAGAUGGCCAUGGCACUUAUGAAUAUGGUCUUCAUAGAUGGAUCGAUCAAUUCGACGACACUCCCUAUAAAAAUUCUUCAAACGAGGUCCGUAUUGAAGAGAGACCUCCUGUCACACUCCUGGAAUCUAACUUGCUACAUUCUAGUCCUAAAGAAACAGCCUCAUUACAGCAUGAAAAGACUAUAGAGCCGGAUGACGAUAACCUCUCAUCCGAUGAUGAUUUGUUUCUCGCAAACCUUAGAGUUGACAGCUUAACUCAAUCAGCGACAUCAAGUGUGCACCCCAAUAAUGCUACCAACUCAUUGGAUCAUGCGACUAAUCUGCUGGUAUCUGACGAAGAUGCGGACCCCUUCUCUGAUGAGCUUGAUAUCCUGUUUUUGAACACCCUUGCAACCCAGCCCUCCACAAAUACUACUGGUCAGAAAUCCACUAAUGACAGGAAGUCCGAGCCAGAUGCAACCUGUGAAAAUGAAAUGUAUGUAGAGAUUGACGACGGACCGAAACUUUCAUACGAACGGCCUGACUUUGCCCGGUACCAAUUAAAAUCUAUACUACGUUCGUCAUACCAACAUCAAGGUCAUAAAAGAAAUCAACUCAUCCUCUCCGUUGUGGACUCAUUUGGCUUAGACGCAAAGCUUGUCGUGAGAGGAGAGGCUAGCGAGCUCAACCUUAUGGUUAAUGACAUUAUCCAUGUCAUACAUACAUAUCCUGACAAUCAGAAAUUGAUUGACGAUGCUCAUAAUCUACUUAUAUGGAACCCAGAUAUACUCAUUUCAUCAACUGUUGUGGCAGAUCAAAUAUUUUGUCCUCGCAAAACAGUCCUCCUCAAAAGAUACUCUUUUCCAGGCGCCCUGUCUCUCCCUUUGAUUCUUGGUACAAUAGUUCACGAGAUAUUUCAGAUUUGCAUGAUCACUGAAAAAUUUACAUUAGAUUUUAUGGAGAAUCUAUUGAGUGAAGAAGUUCAAAAGAAUCUUUUUGAAAUAUUUUCAAUCGGUGACAUCGUGGAGGAGCUAAAAUCAGAAGCUCGCAAACAGUUUAAAUUUUUGCGUGAUUGGUUUCUCCAGUAUUACAAAACAAGACCUAGAGAAAUCCCCACCAACAAAAGGCAGCAAAAAGUGAAGUUUUCAGUGGCAGAAAUUCUUGAUAUUGAGGAAAGUGUUUGGUCCCCCAUGUUUGGAUUGAAAGGAAUUGCAGAUGUUACUAUAAAAGCCAACAUUGGUGGCGACACUGGUACAGGUCAAUUUCUUCUUCCCAUGGAAAUUAAAACCGGUCGUCCACAUUUGAGCCAUCAAGCGCAAGCUGCCUUGUAUUCUCUUUUAUUCAAGGAUAGGUACAAUGUUGAAAUCUCAUCAUUUCUUCUUGUAUAUUCGCUGGACGAAGGUUCUACAACAAAGCACACAAUCUCAACACCCGAUCUUCGCUCGCUAGUGAAUUUAAGAAACAGAAUCUCGAGCUUCUUGAAGCCAGGUGAUCAAAGCCUUCCUGACUUGAUAAGACGGCAAGAAUGCCAAAGGUGUGUUGUGCGUGAUAGCUGCAUGACCAUCAAUUACAUGAUUGAAGAUGGUCUACCCUCCGAAAGUGGCCUUGAAGAAGAUCAGUACGUUGAACUUGUCGAGCAUUUAAAUAACCAUCCGGAGUACGGACAAUUUUUUAAAUUUUGGGACAAUUUGAUUUCUAAAGAAGAACAAUUUCAAUCAAGAGUCAACAAAGAGCUAUGGGUGAUGACAGCUAAAGAAAGAGAGAAGUUGCGCGGCAAAGCGCUAGGUGAUUUGAUCAUUAGUAAGUGUUUAGAUGAAGACGUUAAUUCUAACUCAUAUGUUUAUGUCUUUCGGAGAAACAAAGAUGGAACUAAUGAGUCAAUGUUAAACACUCAAAUUGGAAAACAUGAUAGGAUCAUUGUGAGCGACCAAGAGGGUCAUUUUGCCUUGGCGCAAGGUGUUGUCACCUUUAUUGAUGCACGUUCAAUUACAAUCCUGACUAGAAGACAAAUUGUUGGAACUCAUAAAAAGUCAGACAUUUUUCACAGAGCUCAGGUUUUGCACAAAUCUCAGAGUCCGAUAUCACAAGGAAACGAGGUUGUAUUUCGCAUAGACAAGGAUGAAUUUUAUUAUGGUAUGGGCUUGGCGAGGUUCAACAUACUUAAUUUAUUCCUCGCUCAAGGUGACCUGAAGAGACGCGACUUGAUAGUUAAUUUGCGCCCACCGACGUUCACUUCUUCUCCUCAGUUUCUCAUAGACGGAGACGAGGAAUGUUUUAAUGAUGAUCAGCUAUUGGCCUUCAAACGUGUUAGUUGCACAAAGGACUACUGUUUGAUUUUGGGCAUGCCUGGCACUGGUAAAACGACAGUUAUUGCACACCUCAUCAAAAUGCUAGUCAAUUCAAAAAAAACUGUUCUUUUGACUUCCUAUACAAAUUCAGCCGUUGAUAACAUCCUUCUCAAGUUACUACAACUCGGAGUGGAUUUCAUUAGGACGGGUCACUUUACGAGAGUUCAUCCUGAAAUACGACCUUAUUGUGUCAGUUCAGACCAAAAGCAAAUAAAUACCUUCCGUGACUUUGAGCGAGAGAUUACAGAGCCGUAUGUUGUUGCAACCACUUGCUUGGGUAUGAAGGACUUGAUCUUCAGCGUCAGAACCCUGUUUGAUUAUUGCAUUGUUGAUGAGGCAUCGCAAGUUUCGAUGCCGGUCAGCAUAGGGCCCAUUUCACGUUGUGACAAAUUUGUUUUGGUAGGAGACCAUUUUCAGCUCCCUCCAUUGGUAACUCACCCCGAUCCUGAUGUACGGCAUGGUCUCUCCAAGUCAUUGUUCCAAUAUCUAGCUGUCGAGCAUCCCGAGAGUGUCGUAGAGCUCCAUCAUCAAUACCGUAUGAGCAAGGAAAUCAUGGAAAUUUCGAAUGUUUUGGUUUAUGACAAUCGUUUACAAUGUGGGUCAUUGGAAGUAGCAAAUCAAAAGCUCGUUCUCCCGCGCCCCUCUGGUUUUCUGUCCACUAGCCCUGGACAAAAUGACAUUUCUUGGAUACAACAUGCUCUCAACGAAGAUACCCAUGUCGCAUUCUUUAAUCAUGACCCAAUUGCUGCUUUUGAAAAGUCGGUUGGAGAAAACAUAGUCAACCCUACCGAGGUCAAUCUCACUGUACAAUUAGUUAAUGCAUUUUGCGCAUCAGGAGUAGAUCCUGCCGAUAUUGGUGUCAUGACCUUAUACAAAGCGCAGCUCAAAUUGUUGCUCGAUGCGUUUGAGCACAUUCCGGAACUCGAGGUUUUGACUGCUGACAGAUUUCAAGGUCGAGACAAAAAAUGUAUUAUAAUAUCUAUGGUUCGGGCGAAUCCUGAAUGUCGCUCUGGAGCCUUGUUGAAAGAUUGGCGAAGAAUAAAUGUUGCAGUCACCAGAGCUCGAUCCAAAUUAAUAAUUUUUGGCUCUGAAAAAACGAUGUCAACUGCAGAAUCUGCUCGCAAGUUCACUGAUUUGUCAUCAAGAAAAGGCUGGACCUUUAAUUUGACUCAGUAUCCGGAAGCUAUAGGAGAUACUCAACAGUUUCGAAGCACAAAGAUACAAAGUGGAAAACUUGCUCCUGCAGCUUUACAACGACACCCAAUCUUGAAAAAUAUUCUAGAUGAUAUGAUUUAA
Molecule: messenger RNA, 4275 nt
Organism: Australozyma saopauloensis
Lineage: Eukaryota; Fungi; Ascomycota; Pichiomycetes; Serinales; Metschnikowiaceae
Gene: DNA2
Product: bifunctional ATP-dependent DNA helicase/ssDNA endodeoxyribonuclease
Exons: 1
Coding region: 1-4275 (1424 amino acids)
Biological process (GO): replication fork reversal
Cellular component (GO): cytoplasm
Molecular function (GO): single-stranded DNA helicase activity; 5'-flap endonuclease activity
Source: RefSeq, a predicted model, not a curated record